Nerophis lumbriciformis (worm pipefish) is the source of this 4977-nucleotide messenger RNA. RefSeq names its product coiled-coil domain containing 126 (gene ccdc126). The record is from RefSeq and is a predicted model, not a curated record. Lineage: Eukaryota; Metazoa; Chordata; Actinopteri; Syngnathiformes; Syngnathidae. Gene Ontology annotation, cellular component: membrane.
GUAAGACUGUAGGAGAGGCAUGGGCACCCUUCCCAAUGUUGUGUAUUCUGUUUUGGCAACCAACUCUGGAACAUGGGGGACACUGUUUUGGCAACCAACUCUGGAGCAUGGGGGACACUGUUGGUUGUCCAACCUGAUGGAUGUGCCUUCACAUUUGGGUCCCUUGUCAUGAUGAGAUACAUCCAUCCAUCCAUUUUCUGCAUUGGGGACGUGGUCGGGUUGCGUUGCUGUCACACCCUCUUGCCAGGCGAAUCCCGCUGGGAAUUGGAAACUGCGCACCACCUCGUCCUGGAGGUGUAGCGCUCCUUUUGCAAAGGCAGCAUGAAAAUGUCCACGUCUGAGCUCCCUGGUGGACCAUAGAUCUGCAGCGUCUGAGAACUGUCUUGUCCCUUUUGAAGGAGACAGGAAUGUCGUAGCAGCACGUUUUCCCCAAGACCAUGCUGGGCGCAUUCCUCAGACGCAAUAUGUCCCACAAGCUCAGCGUGCUGCUGCUGCUCUUCGGCCUGGCCUGGGGACUCCUCUUGCUGCGCUACACCCUGCAGCAGCCCCGCCACCAGACCAGUGCUCAGCUCCGCCAGCAGAUCCUAGAGCUCAGCCGGCGCUACGUCAAGGUCCUGACCGAGGAGAACCAGAGAGCGCCCGGCGGACCGCAAGGAACCGCCAUGGCGGGUUACGCUGACCUGAAGAGGACGAUAGCGGUGUUGUUGGACGACAUUCUGGAGCGGCUGGUCAAGCUGGAGGGGAAACUUGAUUUGGCGGCCAACGCCUCGGUCACAAAUACCUCCCAUGGGGGCGUCCUGUCUUCCGCUUCCAGCGCCCCGCACAGACCCUCUAAGCAGGAGCGUGCAGGAAUCCAUCCAGGAAUAUCACGCUUUAAACCUCCCCGUUCGCCCAGCAGCCAUCUAUGAGCUUUGUUUUGAUGCAUAUUGGCUCUUAGCUCCGCCCACUUUUGCUGAAUCAUCCCAGGACUUCCUGACCGUGGAAGGAAGGGAAGCUUCUGAAAAGAAACCUCUUUUUAUUUCAAGCACUUGGUUUGCCAUUGUUCUAUCAUGGAGCAUUACUGGAUGGAUCUUUCUGGCCGAAACUCAAACACACUCUGGUCUGGGACGCCCCGUUCUUCACUUAUUCACGAGUUCCUGCUUGAGUCGACAUUCAUUGCAACCUCCAUUUACAAACUGAAUUGGUUCUGAACAGGGAUCUUAAAGGGGAACUACGCUUUUUUUCCUCAUGUGCCUAUCAUUUACAAUCCUUAUGUAAGACAAGAACACAUGUUUUUCUUUUUUACGCAUUCUAACUUGUAAAUAAUUGGAGCCUAUAGGAGUCGCUCUAUUCCGCAUAUAAAGUGCUUAAAAAAACCCUCCAUCAAGGUUUAUGAUAUACAGUCAUGGCCAAAAAUAUUGGCACCCCUGCAUUUCUUCAGAUAAUGCACCACUUCUCCCAGAAAAUUGUUGAAAUUAUAAAUGCUUUGGUAUUCACAUGUUUAUUUAUUUUGUUGGCAUUGGAACAACAACAACACCAAAAAAAGACAAAUCUGAUAUUAUUUUACACAGAACUCCAAAAAUGGACUGGACAAAAUGAUUGGCAUCACACUUGCAGCCAGUUAAAAUUGAGAAAAGUUGACUCAACCUUUGUGUUGUGUGUACCACACUGAGCAUGGAGAAAAUAAAGAAGAGCAAAGAACUCUCAGAAGAUUUGAGAACCAAGAUUGUGGAAAAGCAUGGGCAAUCUCAGGGCUACAAGUCCAUCUCCAGAGAUCUAAAUGUUCCUGUGUCUACUGUGCGCAAUGUCAUCAAGAAGUUUAAAGCCCAUGGUACUGUAGCUAACCUCCCUGGACGUGGACGGAAGAGAAAAAUUGAUGAAAGUCUGCAACGAAGGAUUGUUAGAAUUGUGGAUAAAGAACCUCGAUCCACUUCCAAACAAAUUCAAGCUGACCUGCAGACACAGGGCAGUCUUUCCUCCAGAAAAUGUGUUAGUUAAGGUGGUGUCUCUCUGGCGGACAGACCGGGGAAGGGGGUGGGUGGGUGUAAGGAUUGGUGUAACUCGGCCUGUCGCCAUCACGUCUCCACCUCGUCGCUGCCACCAUAGCCUGGGGGGGCAGCAGACUACAGACUGUGGUGAAGUAGGCCGGCUUCGUCGCGUGAAGAAGCCUAAAAAUGUUGGUUGUGUUUUCUGCUCCAUUUGCUGAAUGGCGAUAUACGAUAUAUAUCUCGAUAUUUUUUCCGUAAAGUAAAAACAAAACGGUCCUAGUUACCUGAGAUACUAAGUAUGUCAUUAUUAUGACUUACUAAGUCAAAAUAAUGACUUACAAAGUCAAAUUAAUGACUUACUGUAAGUAAGCGUUUGCAAUAAGCGUUUGAAAUAAGAAUUAAAAGUGGGGCCACAUGCUGACAUAUGCUCAACUCAUCAUGCUUAAUUUAUUACAGCAUUUGGGAAGUCUGUAGUUGAUUUUUGUUAUGUAAAUGUUAUAUUUUUAUCAACAUGUGAUAGCAGGGACCCUGCCAUUCAAAACUAGGCUGCUACAUUACUAAUGAUUAAUGUAACUAUAACUGGAAAAAUAGUACAAUAUAAAUAGGAGAGACUAUUCAUCCCUGAACACCAUGGUGUUCAUGUAGGCUUUAUGAUGCAGUUACAUUAUUUAUUUCAACUAUCAGAGACAGCUUCAGGAAACUCUUCAUUUAACAUAAUGUCAUGUUUUGCUGCUUCAACACAGCUCAAUCAACACAGAAAAAGGUCAAGUGAAAUAACUUAGUUGUUAACUGUAGGCCAAUAAUGCUUGCUACCAAAGAAUUUUGGGGCAUAAUGUAGGGCCCAGUGUCAGAAAGCUGGGUCUCCGUCAGAGGUCAUGGGUCUUCUAGCAGGACAACAACCCAAAGCACACAAAAAUGGCUUAAGACAAAACGCUGGAGAGUUCUGAAGUUGCCAUCAAUGAGUCCAGAUCUAAAUCCUAUAGAACAGCUGUGGACAGAUCUAAAAACAGCAGUUAGGAGAAGGCACACUUCAAAUCUGAGAGACCUGAAGCAGUUUGCAAAAGAAGAGUGGUCCAAAAUUCCAGUAGCAAGGCGUAAGAAACUAAUUGAUGGUUACAGGAAGCGCUUGAUUUCAGUUAUUUUUUCCAAAGGGUGUGCUACCAAAUAUCAAGUUGAGGGUGCCAAUAAUUUUGUCCAGUCCAUUUUUGGAGUUCUAUGUAAAAUAAUAUCAGAUUUGGCUUUUGGGGGGCUUUUUUGUUGUUGUUCCAAUGCAAACAAAAUAAUUAAACAUGUGAAUACCAAAGCAUUUGUAAUUUCAACAAUUGUCUGGGAGAAGUGGUGCAUUAUCUGACAGAAAUGCAGGGGUGCCAAUAUUUUGGCCAUGACUGUAAUAAGUGUAUAAUCAUAAUAACUUGUAAUACUGACCAAUUUUGAUCAUUUCACAAACGCACCACAACGUUCACUUUUUCCUUUGACAACAUCAGUGAUUAUUACUCACCGCAGACUUGAAGAGAACCAACAAACAUAAUAAAACAUCACUUACUGUACAUGGUCUGUUCUCACUGGGAUGUUGAUAUAUUCCUUUUUACUUUGAGUACCUUGAAGGUAGAAAAGCGCUAUACAAGUACAACCCAUUUAUCAUUUAUUUAUUACAUGAAGAAUGACUCCUAAUCCUCCAAAAGCAAAAAGGGGGGUGGAACUAAGUGUCUUCCCGGGUCUAAAUUGGAUGCCACAGUUAACCAACUUGUCGGAUUAUGUCCUCAUCCUUCUACUAUCCAGGUGAGAGGCAUGAUUUAUGAUCUACAAACAACUUUCACGAGCACCAAGGCAAAAAAAGCCGCUCAGAGCCGAUUAUGUCAACAUAGCCACCCAAGCUAGUUAGCUCUCUGGGUUUAACAGCGCUUCUAAAAGUAGUUCCUCUGUGUUAGCGCUUAUAAUAACAAUAUCGCUAAAUGUAAAUAAAGUAUUGUUGGCGGAAUUGAUGGUGGAUUGUUGACUCCACUGUAAGCAGACUUGUAUUUACUAGUUAGAAUGCAAUAAAAUUAAAAAAAAUACAUGUCUUCUCAUUUUAAGGAUUGUGAUUUCAAAAAAAGUGCAGCUCCCUUUUCAAUCUAAAAGUUUGUAUAGCAUUUCUCAAUAAACGAUGAAAAUAUGAGUGAUGGGUUCCACCUUCGACAACAUUUUAGGGAAGGUUUGUGCACUUUGAACAUAAUAUAAAGUGCUGUACACUUCUGUAUAUCAAACAUAACAAGGAAGUGGUGGAUCAGCUGUCAACAACAACGACAAGCUAAACUGUGCUGUAUGCGCUGCUCUGUGCACACACAGAAGUCCCUUUGGUGCCCUGAGCAACAAUCCUUAACUUUAACCAUGUUGCUCCAAAACUAAACAUUUUAAAAGGUUAAAGUCGCAAGCAAAGAGCUCAGUUUCAUUUUGCUCGCGUUUACAACUGCUUAUGUCGACGGGCUCCGCUGAACAACGACGUUGCGUCAACCUGCUGAGCUUUCUCCUAGCUGUGUUUGAGGCGUCACUCGGAAUAACAUCAAGAGCCGUCUUCGCUCAUACUCUGUGAUUCCAGGGACCGCUAUAUGUUUGCGCCCCAUGAAGUAAAAAGUGUCCACAGUGAUACAUUUCAAAAGAUGAAGCCUGUUUGACACUGAAAUCAUGUUCCUGGAAAUAAAGCAAUGGUUUGACGUUUCCUCCUCUUCACUCCAUGGUACAAAUGUAGUGCAUAGUCAGCAAUUAGCACCGACCAUCUGCUUGCAGGACACGUUCAGGGUUCAUGCUGCACUGGGACUUCUGCAGACCUUUUCUAAAAAUACCAGGCUGGUCCACUUUUGGUGACAAUUGUACGUGGGAGGUGAUUGUCACACGCUGGAAUAGUCUUUCUUUCAGUCAUUCUACCAACAAACAUGGCCAAUAGUUGUCCAAGUCUCAUUUAUUCUGCUUAUAAACAGACGUCACACGCUGUAACAAUCUUAGACCCCCAGACUCAAUAAACGUUGGAGUUCCA